Molecule: messenger RNA, 3869 nt
Organism: Anguilla rostrata (American eel)
Lineage: Eukaryota; Metazoa; Chordata; Actinopteri; Anguilliformes; Anguillidae
Gene: rbm12
Product: RNA binding motif protein 12
Exons: 3
Coding region: 163-2832 (889 amino acids)
Cellular component (GO): ribonucleoprotein complex
Molecular function (GO): RNA binding
Source: RefSeq, a predicted model, not a curated record
CAGUGACCGCCUCUUAAAAUUUAAGUCAAAUCUGUUUGUGUACAGAUAUUUUCGUCUAGAGUUGGUUUUAAUUGCUUGCCGUCAGGAUUGGCUUGGGUACCCUGAGCAACUUAUAACGAAGCACCACUUAUUAUUACAGGUGUGUGUUGGGUACGCCUCAGCAUGGCUGUGGUCAUCCGCUUGCAGGGUCUCCCCAUUGUCGCGGGGACCAUGGACAUACGCCAUUUCUUCUCUGGAUUGACCAUCCCGGAUGGUGGUGUGCAUAUUGUAGGGGGUGAACAUGGUGAGGCUUUUAUUGUUUUCGCCACCGAUGAAGAUGCAAGGCUUGGCAUGAUGCGUACUGGGGGGACCAUCAAGGGGUCUAAAGUGUCUCUUUUGCUGAGUAGCAAGACCGAGAUGCAGAAUAUGAUUGAGCUUAGCCGCAGGCGUUUCGAAACCGGCAACUUGGAGGGACCCGCGGGGAACGGAGGUAGACCGGGGCCCCCAACUAGUUCUGGUGGGGGUGGGAGGGGGAACUUACCAACCACAAUGCAAGGCUUCAGCAGCCCGACGCCGACCACAGUCGCCACAACGGCCUCUACGCACGAGCCCCCCAGCAGUAAAAGUAUACCCACGUUUGUCACAACCAGCAUUGGGAACAUGCCCCCAAGCUUUACCAACAACUUCAGCAGCCCUAACCUUACCAUGGGGUCCACCAUGACCACAGCAAUGUCCACACUGAACUCUGUCCCUCCCCCCAUCCCCCCUCUGCCCACCAUGCCGUCUCUGCCCCCCAUGCCCUCUAUCCCACCCAUGCCAGUUCCCCCGCCUGUAUCAGCUCUGCCUCCAGUGCCCACUGUCGCGCCCUUAACGCCCGUGCCCCCUGGACCCCCUAUGACACACAUGCCCCACAUGUCCACUAUGCCCCCGUUUAAUCCGGGUGUCCCUCCCCCGGUAGGUCCUGUGGGCGGUGGACUUGCCGGCUCAGGGCCGCCCUUAUCGAUGGGAAACCCAAAUCAUAUGUUCCUCGGUCCAAUGAACCCGCUUGGUCCAAUGAACCUCCAGGCCCACAUGAAGCCAGCUGUGGUUAAUCCAGACGAGCUGUUCGUUCAUCUCCACGGCCUGCCCUUUUCAGCUACUGAGAUGGACGUUAGGGAAUUUUUCCAGGGGUUGGGCGUGGAGUCCGUCCGCUUUAUUCGGGAUCACAUGGGUAGAACCAGUGGCAGGGCACUGGCUAAGUUUUAUGCACCCCAGGACUGUUAUGAAGCUCUAAAAAGAAACGCUGGAAUGAUGGGCCAGAGGUACGUAGAGAUCACCCCGGCUACUGAGAGGCAGUGGAUAACGACCAGUGCAGGGAGCGGCAUAGGCGGAGGUCAAGGAUCGUCAAAACACUGCAGCGACCCUGAUCAAGACCACCACCGGCGUGGCUCAAGUUCAGCGUCCCCCUCCGGGCGUGAAAGAGCCAGGUCCCGCUCACCUCACAAACAGGAGUACUGUGUUUAUUUGAAAGGACUGCCUUAUGAAGCGGAAAACAAACAGAUUUUUGAAUUUUUUAAGAACCUGGAUAUUGUUGAAGACAGCAUAUAUAUAGCAUAUGGACCGAACGGUAGAGCAACAGGAGAAGGCUUUGUUGAGUUCAGGAAUGAAAUAGACUACAAAGUUGCCCUGGGCUGCCACAUGCAGUACAUGGGUAGUCGGUUCAUACAGGUGCACCCCAUCACCAAAAAAGGCAUGUUCGAGAAGAUUGAUGUUAUUCGGAAAAGGAUGCAGGGUUCACAGCCGGGUGACCAGAAAGGUAGCUCCUUAGAAGGCGGAGGAAAGAAUGCCAGGACCUGCGCGCAUAUUUCAAAUAUUCCAUACAAUGUGUCCAAGAAGGAUGUCCGUCUGUUUUUGGAGGGGAUCCAGCUGUUUGAGGAGAGCCUCAAGGUCCUCGUUGAUGGCAAUGGUAAUGGUCUAGGGCAGGCUGUGGUGCAGUUCAGAUCAGAAGAGGAGGCAAUGAAAGCCGAGAGGUUGCACAGGCAAAAACUGAACGGGAGAGACGCCUUUGUGCACCUGAUCACGUUUGAUCAGAUGAAAGAUGUAGAGAGAAACCCACCGCCACAGGCUAAGAGAGGGCAGAAGGGCCAAGGGAGCACUCAUGGCCAAGGGCACUCUCAGCCGCACAGUUACCCCGCCAUGGCAGGGGACGAGUACAGCUUCCUCAGAAACAGUGUAGGCAACUUAAACAACGGCCCCCCUUUCGUUACCCCGUUCAGCCCCCCGGGUAAUGGGCUGGGCGGUCCCCCUCCUCCUCUGCCCCCAAUAGGCGGGGCGCUGGGAGACGUUUCGAUGAGCGUCCCCCCGCCCAUGGUGGGCAGUCACUUGCCGGCUCCGGUGCUGGAGCCCCCGGGGUUCCGUCCCGGACCCGGCAGCAACAACGGUCCACCGGGGUUCGUUGGGGGGCCGGAGAGCCUGAGGGGACUGCCGCCUUUUGACAACGGGCCACGAAAGAGCAGCGGCCUCCCGAGCCGAGGAGGGGGACAGGGUCGAUCGGGCGCCCCGCAGCCUGGGUUCGGUCCCGCGUCCGACACCCUGAGAGGGCCGUCCGGUAUUAGCGGAGGCCCUGGCAACCCGCGGCCGACGAUAGUGAAGAUACAGAACAUGCCCUUCACAGUCACAGUAGACGAAAUACUUGACUUCUUUUAUGGCUACCAAGUCCUGCCUGGUUCCGUGUGCCUGCAGUACAGUGAGAAAGGUAUGCCCACUGGGGAGGCGAUGGUGGCUUUUGAAUCGCAUGACGAGGCGAUGUCUGCGGUCCUGGAUUUAAACGACAGGCCAAUCGGAUCCCGGAAAGUCAAAAUAACUUUAGGUUAGGGCCAACAUGCAGUUUUUCUUCUUAGUGAAAUUCUAAACCUGUGAAACAUCAAAGGUGCUGCAUUGUACUGAAUGUUUUUUUAAGUAACACCAAGGUGAGAAAUUAACAUUGAAGGAAGAAUGUUCAUUUUUCUAGCACCAAUUGGUAGUAUGAAUUUAGUCCCCCUACCAAAGUAAUUGAGUUGUUUGUAGAUUAGGGGAGAAAGGAGUGAGGCACUGCAUUAAUUUAAGAGCAUGGUAUGAUUAGUACAGUGGUAUGUGUGGGUUUCCUUUUGUAGCAAAGAGUGGCAGCUUGCUUGAUUCCAAUCAUGUAAAGAGCUGAAGCGGUUUCGUGCGUGUGAAGACCUGGAAAUGGAAUGCGUGUUUGGGGCAGAGGCGCGCAUUCUGCCAGUGUAACGGCUGUGCUGACGUUUUUUCUUUUUAUCGGGAAGCAUGUGAUACUGUUUUCAAAUGCUCUGACGUUUCUGUGUAAUUUGUAUUUCUGCUGUAGAUUUCACCGUUUAUAAUGCCUUCACCUGUGCUUUAGAGGACAUUUAGCAGAUGCACCGAGUGCUGCUGUUCUCGGUGCGUGCAGAGAACAUUCACAAUGUUGCGGUCAAUGCAUCAGCGUGCUUUGUUUUUGGUCCAUGCUGUUUUUCUUUCCCUUAAUAAAAUGCCAUGUCAAUGCGGAUGCUGCCUUGUACGAGAAAUGUGUUGAAAUGCAAUGCGAUCCACAAGGCCAGAUGUCAACUGUACCUCUAUGCUCUCUGUUUUUCCUCUCAAUAUCAAGCAGAAGACUGCUGGGUUUCUUGAAGUUGCAGCAGCAGCCUGACAUUAUGUAUUUGCAAGCUCUUUCCAGCUAUGGUCCCUUCAGAGUAUGUGUCGUGUUUUGCUAAGAUAUAGUUGCUAUUUGGCUUCUGUUUUGUAGUGUUGACCCAGAUCAAUUGUAAUGUUUCAUUUAUUUGGACUUUGUGACGUUCCAGCUCUUUUUUUAUUUUGCAGUUGUAUAUACUGUUCAGCUUACAUAUUUUGUCAAUAAAACGGCAUUCCUAAAAUAA